Molecule: messenger RNA, 1278 nt
Organism: Pseudomassariella vexata
Lineage: Eukaryota; Fungi; Ascomycota; Sordariomycetes; Amphisphaeriales; Pseudomassariaceae
Exons: 2
Coding region: 1-1278 (425 amino acids)
Source: RefSeq, a predicted model, not a curated record
AUGGGUACCGCUCGAGUAUCAUCCGGAGAUUGGGACAGGCAUAAACCCAAACUGCACCGACUGUACAUGAUCAAAGACACGAGCAUGGACGAAUUGAAGACCAUGAUGGAGAAUGAGGACGGCUUCGCGCCCACUAAAAGGCAAUAUCACUACCAGCUCUAUGAGCGUUGGCGAUGGUCGAAAUAUAAACCGGCCAAGCUUCAAGGGGGAGGCGAACCCCAACGACCACAAGAACCCCCAGCGCUGCAUAAAGCCGACUUUGACCUUGCUCUGUUCAACCACAAUGCCGCGUUUGAGAGAUACGUCAACCUCCUGGAAGACCUGGAUCCAAUCUGGCGAGAUCGUGUCGUCGUCCCUCUUGCACGAUGUGCCACCACAGUCGAGCAAAAAAACAAAGCACUCGGAUGUCUAAAAGGAAUGCAUCCCCGGACUUGCGAUCUCUCGUGCCCCAAAAGCUGCCGAUAUUGUCUUCUAAAGGACAGACUGCAGAGACACAGUCAAGGCGAGGGAGCGAGAGACACAUGGGGCCAAAGCAAAGGUGGUGCCGCUGCUCACUGCUCUCACAUUGCUAGCAGCCAACUCGAACACAUUAACUUAUCAAUGGAUGGAUUCUCCUUGGAUCUCAUCUCAGUCCAAUGCAUCAUCUCCAAUUUCGACAAUCUCGACCCACAGUCAGUCGCAGUCAUGAUGGAAACCAUCCUCAAGAACCAGCCAUGCUUCAAUAACGACGACGACUCCGGGGAGAGCGACGUGAUAUCCUGCAUCCUCAACUGCUUCGACUGGUGCAUAGAGAAGCUAAACGAUCCAGAUUUUCGGGUACCCCCAGCCUUUCAGAACCUCCCCCAGGGGAGGGGCUCAUGGAUCCACGAUGUGCGCCUUUUCACCGCCCUCUGGGACCGCUGGCACACUGAGGACGGCCCGAACUCGAUCCCAUGGUCUCAAUGCUGCUGGCCGACCCUAGGCAUCUCGGCCUCCGAACUUCUCUUCUAUAUGAGCUCCCUGUUCCUCAAUGACUCGACCACUGAGAAAGAGGGAUUGGACCAGCCUCCAUUCGACGAUAACCAUUACGAUGCCGCCCUGUUUGAGCGAGCCAAAUCCGGUAUGAGGACGGUCCGAAGCUGGAGUAACCAAAAGUUGGAGCUAUGUGCACAGACCGCGUGCGAGUUUGUCUGGCUGAACGGCCACUCUUGGAUGCCAGAUGAGGAGGACCAUAAACCGCUUGAGGAAGCUGUCUGGCGCGAUGCGGGGCAUUACUUGUCCAACUUGGGCGACGGCUAG